AUGGCAGAUGUACAAUGGAACGACGAUGUCGCGUACGCGAUGACCCCCUUCAAAUUGCUAAUGUGGCCCUUGGGUGCUUGGCCACUUCAAGUUUAUAAUAUUUAUUCGCUAAUACGAUGCAUGACAGUUACUUUUAGUGUGAGUAUAUUAGUAAUCCUGCCGUUCAUCGAGAUUUACUUAGGCUGCACCGACGCGGUGCAAAAUGUUGACGCACUCAUGGUAAUCUUGUGUGGAUUGCUCGGCAUGACGAAGAUGAUAUGCUUUCGCAUUUACGCGAGCAACUUAAUCAAGACUUACAAAUGCGCUGUGAACGAUUACUUGACGGUAGAAAACGCAGAGCAACGUGUCAUUAUGCUAAGACACGCUUUUAUAGGAAGGACUCUCAUGUGCACCAUGAUGUUCAUCAUUUUCUUCGACUGUUUUGUAUAUUCAUUGUUGCCUAUUGUAAAUCUUCUCAGGAAGAAUCAAAUCAAUGAAACGCAGGAAGAUGUCAUAUUGGAAUACAUACUGCCGUCAAGAUGUGCUUUGGAAUACCUAAAUUCACCUAGGAACAUGUACAGUUUGAACUACAUCAUGCAACUAAUCAUGAUGUUACUCGUGGGUGUUAGCAACUAUGGUAACGACUGUCUGUUUCUACACAUGGCGUUGCAUAUUUGCGGCCAGGUAAAAAUCUUGAAGUCCAAGUUUAUUAAUUUUGACCUCACGCGGCCCCAAAUACAGAAUCGUUUGAAUGCGCUAAUCCAUCGACAUUGCCAUUUGAUGGACAUGACCAAGAUACUUGCCGAUGCGACCAAUUUCAUUCUGCUGAUGCAGUUCUUUCUUAGUAGCUUGCUCUUAUGUAUACUAGGUUUGCAAUUUAUUUUGGCGUUAAAGGAUAAUGACAGGGCUAUGACGGUGAAAAGUUUCAUGGCUCUUAACAGCUUUCUGGCACAAGUAACGACGUAUUGUAUUAUCGGGGAUUAUUUGAAGUCCCAAAUGGAAGAAGUGGGUCAUUUUAUUUAUCAGAGCACAUGGUAUGAUUUUUCUGCGAAGCUGAUGAAAAAUCUGACUCUUCCUAUUAUGCGGUCUCAAUCUCCCGUCCAGUUACAAGCAGGAAAUUUCAUCGUGGUGAACCUCCAAACUUAUAUGAGCAUUCUAAAAACCUCAAUGUCUUACUUAUCAGUACUUCGAGUAAUGGUAGAAACGUAA
This is a messenger RNA of Odontomachus brunneus, 1188 nucleotides long. Its product is annotated as odorant receptor 47a-like. The transcript is spliced from 4 exons. Gene Ontology annotation, biological process: detection of chemical stimulus involved in sensory perception of smell; sensory perception of smell. Gene Ontology annotation, molecular function: odorant binding; olfactory receptor activity. The record is from RefSeq and is a predicted model, not a curated record. The coding region runs from base 1 to 1188 and encodes 395 amino acids. Gene Ontology annotation, cellular component: plasma membrane. Lineage: Eukaryota; Metazoa; Arthropoda; Insecta; Hymenoptera; Formicidae.